AAAUUUUCCGGAAAGCUUGUUAAGAUAAACGCGGAGGAUCUUCAGUUGUUUAUCCUGUUUAUCGCGUUUAUCAGUUGUGUUGUUUGUUUGAACCUGGAUAUAAAGAUAGUGCAAAGUGUAAAGAGUGAAAAGAUGUAUCCAAUCCACCCAAUAUUUUCGCGAAGUAGGCAAAUAGAGGCUGCCAAAACGAUGAUGGAGUAUCUGGACAAGAAAAUAGAGAAACUUCGGUGUGAAUUGGCAGAGACCGAAGAGGAGUACAAGCUGAUGAAGACUUUCCUGUAUGACAAAGUGAAACCCACUCAGACCCUGACAAAUAGGGAAAUUAUGAGGUACAGUCGUCAGAUUUUGGUGCCGGGCUUUGGUGUCCAGGGCCAGGUGAAGGUGAGGAAUGCCAAAGUACUUAUUGUUGGAGCUGGUGGUCUUGGGUGCCCAGCUGCGAUGUAUCUAGCUGCAGCAGGAGUUGAGAACAUCGGAAUACUGGAUUACGAUAGAAUUGAGAUAAACAAUCUCCAUCGUCAGACGCUGUUUAAGGAGCUGGAUCUUGGUAUCCCAAAAGCCAUUGCCAUUGGGAAUGUUCUGAGGGAGAUGAACAGCAAGUUGCACUUUGAUUCCUAUGUUGAGCAGCUGACCACUGAGAAUGCUCUGUACAGGGUUGAACAGUAUGAUGUUAUCCUGGAUGCGACGGACAAUGUAGCCACGAGGUAUCUGUUGAGCGAUGCUUGUGUUAUGCAGAAGAAGCCCCUUGUGUCCGGGAGUGCUCUGCAGUUCGAUGGGCAACUGACGGUUUACAACUACAAAGAUGGCCCUUGCUAUCGUUGCCUCCAUCCAAGUCCCCCAAACCCGGAACAUGUUCAGAAUUGUGGAGACGGAGGAGUCCUAGGACCAGUGACUGGUGUCAUUGGAUCCCUCAUGGCCAUGGAGUGCAUCAAGGUGCUCGCGAGAAUGGAGGGAAUACUCUCAAAACGCCUCCUUGUCUACGAUGGAUUCGAAGGAAAAUUCCGGACGCUCAAACUUCGUGGUAAGGCCAAAGAUUGCAUUUCCUGCUCGGAAAAUCCACAAAUCACCAAACUCGUCGACUACGAGACAUUCUGUGGAGCUCCAGCCAAUGACAAAAACCCAAAUCUGAAGCUCCUGGAACCGUCCGAAAGGAUUACCGUGCAGCAGUACAAGGUACUCCGUGACAAGGAAACUCCUCAUGUUCUCGUGGAUGUCCGGCUGCCAAAUGAGAUGGAAAUCUGCAAAUUAGAGAAUUCCAUGAAUAUCUCCAUCGAGGACAUCAAGAGCAAGAAGAUUGAGCAAAUAGCCGAGAAAUUGGAGAGCAAGAAUUUGCCAAUCUUUGUGAUUUGUCGCCGCGGGAAUGAUUCCCAGAGGGCUGUGAAGAGGCUGAGGGAGUUCAUCAAGGGGGAAAAUGCACCGAGGGAUGUCAUCGGAGGUCUCCAUGCCUGGACCAAGAAGAUCGAUGCCACGUUCCCAAUCUACUGAUCUCCUGGUUACUUUCUGGAAGUACACGUGAAUCCUCUCAUUCACAGCGUGCCUCAAAAUGUCCCCCAAAAAAGCCCUAUUCCUAAUUCCUUUUUUUCUAAUUUCUGGGCUUAUUAUAGAUUUAAAUAAAUGGCUAUUACUUUUCACGGGUUCAUCUACUUUAAGAAAAAAAUGUAGUUACCUAAACAAGAAUUUUGAAAUAAAGUUUUUAACAGGAACAAA
Phlebotomus papatasi is the source of this 1704-nucleotide messenger RNA. It is a transcript of the gene Uba4, whose product is annotated as adenylyltransferase and sulfurtransferase MOCS3. Gene Ontology annotation, molecular function: adenylyltransferase activity; URM1 activating enzyme activity; thiosulfate-cyanide sulfurtransferase activity. Bases 133 to 1482 code for a protein of 449 amino acids. Gene Ontology annotation, biological process: tRNA wobble position uridine thiolation; protein urmylation. Gene Ontology annotation, cellular component: cytosol; cytoplasm. NCBI's taxonomy places the organism in Eukaryota, Metazoa, Arthropoda, Insecta, Diptera, Psychodidae. The record is from RefSeq and is a predicted model, not a curated record. The transcript has a single exon.